AAACGUGCCGUUCCCCUCCCCUUGAAAACCUCUGGCAGCAUGUGGGCGGGAGGGGGAGGAGACCUGAGAGCGCCAUUUAAAGGGGGAGGGUGAACUUCUAAAGUCUUGCCUCUAUCCUUCCUGGAUCUGCGUCUUACACAACAGAUUAAUCGCCUCGCAGAAAGUUAAACCGUUGAUGAUUAAAGUCUGCGUUUUGCGCCCCCCGUCUAAACGCGGGCAGGCGGAGUGAGCGACGUUGUCGCUGUUGCCUUCGGCUCAACGCCGGUGCCACUUCGCUCGCAGUUCCAGCGCACAGGCAGAUCGGAAACCUCCUGCACGGAACGGGAUUGCUCCUUAAAUUCCCGACGAGACUGCGAGAGCCCGGGUGGGGGGCAGCGGUAACGCCUGGGUGGUCCGUGAUAUAACACCGGCUGACUGAUCGAUGUCGGUGGCGCUGCCCAAGGCAAUUUGCAGCCUUUAAGGUCGCCGCCUCAGAAACUAAAGUGCCCCCCCCCAAGAAAUUGCACACAUCAGUAAUCAGCGAUUGCUGGCUGCCUCUUUAUUACCUAUAGUGUUUCACUACGUCGCCCCUCCUUAAAAAUGUAUUAAAAGUAAAAACAAACUUAGACAUUUGCCGAGGACUCUACUCUUUCCCAGACAGUUGAAGAUUACUAAAGCCAGAAGUUAGUCGCUCGGUAUCCCGGGGGAGUUAACUGCCUCAGCCCCUUUGUGGGAAGAUUAGACGUUGUGAUAAAGUUAUCCAUUCCCAAUAAAAAUUCUCUACCGCUCCACUCGAUUAGAUAAUCACGGGUCCCUUUAAAGCACCCUCAUUUAAAUCUAAUCGGUUUAUUAUUAUUAUUUUAUAGCAAUAAUUCUUUGCAAACUGCAAUAGGGAAAACUCCUACCGAAAGUUGUAUCAUUGCUAUCGCAAGCGGGACCCUGCAGUCGGAACGUAUUUUGUACACAGCAACUGGGAUUGAUAAGUUAAACAUCAGAACAUUGCAUAUGUCAAUGGAUUAAAAAAAACUCUGUAGUCUCCCUCCUCCCGUGUGUAAUAUUGGAGAAAGUGCUGUAAUUUGCUCAGAUUCUUUACAUGGCCCGCCCACUGAUAAUUGUUCACUUUGCUGGAUAAUAAUCUGAUCAAAAUCAAGUGCAUUCUCUGCGAGAAAAUUAAAGUGAAGUUCAACAAAGAUAAAAGCCAGGAAGAGUUCCCUUUAAACAGAUGGCCCGGGAGCUGGGCGCCCGAGCCCCUGUGCUGGUCACUGUGUAGUUUCCUUGCAUUUCUAUCAAGUGGCCAGUUGAAGCGGGAAUCCAGCCCGGAUAUUUAGUAGAGCCGAAGGAAAAUAAAGAGAAAAUAUCGCUUCAAUAUCCCCCAAGAUGGCCGCCAAUGUGGGAUCGAUGUUUCAAUAUUGGAAGAAAUUGGAUCUGCGGCGGCUGCAGAAGGAGCUGAACGCAGUUGCCUCAGAACUAGCAGCUCGACAGGAAGAGAGUGAACAAUCUCACAAGCGUCUAAUAGAACUGAGCCGAGAAUUCAAAAGAAAUGUGCCAGAGGAGAUUAGAGAAAUGGUCGCACCUCUCUUAAAGACCUUCCAGGCUGAGGUGGUAGCACUUGGCAAAAGAAGCAAGGAGGCCGAGACUGCCUUUCUCAAUGUUUACAAGCAAUUAAUAGAAGCACCAGAUCCUGCCCCUUCUCUUGAAAUAGCUCGAAAUCUGGAGGAGAAGCUGCUCCAACUCCAACACAAUGAACCGGAGACUGUCAUAGAGAAGGAGACCUUCAAGUGCUGUAAGAAACAAUCUGAGCUGCUCAGCUGUGAAGCCACCGAACAAUCAGCAGAAACCUCUCCAGUUAGGAUCAGGGUGUCUGAAGAAUUACAAAAGACCAUCAUAGACAUCACACCACUUAAAAGCGAUAACCUGUCACAGAAAAAUGAGGCAGAAAAAGAAAGCAGACUGCAGGAGGCACAGAUCACCUUGGCUGCCAGGCUUGGGGAAGCAGAAGAAAAAAUAAUGGUCCUUCACUCAGCUUUGAAGACAACACAAACAGAGCUCCUGGACCUGAAGUGUAAAUAUGAUGAAGAGGCGGCAGUGAAGGCAGAUGAAGUUGGGAUGAUCAUGACCAACUUAGAGAAAGCUAAUCAGAGGGCUGAAGCUGCUCAGAGGGAAGUGGAGAGUCUUCGGGAACAGUCUGUGAAUUGCUCCAUUCAUUUGGCCUGUCGUUCUCCACGGAUUGGUACAGUGGAUCAAGCAAAUGUUCUGAUGUGCCCAGGUUCGAGACUGGAAACAGCAUUGGUUGCUAAAGACCGAGAGAUUAUCCGACUGCUGAAAGAGAUUCAACACCUCCAGACUGCAUUCCAUGACCUCCAGGAGAGCUCAGCCAAUCAGAUUGCAGAGCUGGAGCAGCAGCUAGCUCUGAAAACCGAAGCUGUGGAGAAGCUAGAAAAGAAGUUGUGUGCGCAAUCGGAACAUGAAGAACAUAAAACCGAAUCAAGUGUUUUCAAAUCUGUGAACCCACUGUCUGCUGAUGGCUGGACAUCCCAGGAUAGGAGAAAAGAUAACAAGAACUAUCUGCCAGAAAAAGAGAUGACCCUUGCACCCGAGAAGAGAUGUUUACAAGAGAAACCAAAUGCAUAUGCAGAGAUGGAUGAGGUGCAGCCUGAAGAAGAUGCUAUGAGAGACCCUCUGAGCAGAGUGAAGGAUUCCUCAAGUGCUGAGCAUUCUUCGCCGUCUCCUCAGCCCGUUCCACUUUGGUCCAGAGAUGAGCAACCCUCUCCAAAGGCCGUACCAGCACACGUGUCAAACCAAGGACCGGAGACAUCAGGAGCAUUUCCCCUCUCUCCAAUCCCCUUAGUUAAAACAAAUGAGAAGCCCUGUGCAGAGCCACUGCACCAUAGGCCCUUAAUGUCUCCUUUGUACUCAAAAGAGGCUGUAAAUACGGUUGUUUAUCCAACUGCGCUCUAUUCUGCUAAGGGAGCUCUAAUUGCAGGGAACAGUUCCAGUAACAGUGAAACUGUUCCUCCCAGUGACCAGUCAGAAGGCAGCAGUUCGAGUGCUGCCGAUGAGGAAUAUCUGGAGACAGCUGACAUUGCAUUUCAGGUUAAAGACCAGCUGCUAAAGCACAACAUUGGACAGCGAGUGUUUGGACACUACGUCCUGGGAUUAUCGCAAGGAUCUGUUAGUGAGAUUCUUGCCAGACCCAAACCUUGGCAUAAGCUUACUGUUAAAGGGAAGGAGCCAUUUAUUAAGAUGAAGCAGUUUUUAUCUGACGAGCAAAAUAUCCUCGCCCUUCGAACUAUUCAAGUGCGACAAAGAGGGAGUAUAACUCCCAGGAUUCGGACGCCAGAGACUGGAUCAGAUGAUGCCAUUAAAAAUAUCCUGGAGCAGGCAAAGAAAGAGCUUCAGACUCAAAAAUCUGUCGAAUGUAAGAGCUCGCCCUUGCCUGUGUGCAGCACAAGUUCCAGCAAUAUUGCUGGUUCAGAUGAGGCAAUUCGGUCCAUUCUGGAGCAGGCCCGGCGAGAGAUGCAGGCCCAGCAGCAAGUUCUGUUGGAGAUGGAGACCAGUGGCAGCAACAGCAAUGCCAUGACAACCCCACACGUUGAAACUUUACCAGCCACAAGCAAAGUCCCUCUUUCCUCUUCCAUUAAACAAGAGGAAGGCAUUGCAACCAAAAGUUCACAGACUCCUCUCAGUGUGGUCUCGCCUGCGGCCUUUGUGCAGAGCAUAAUACGAAAGGUGAAGUCGGAGAUCGGUGACGCCGGAUCGUACUUUGACCAGCACUGGGCCAACGACAGGAACGUGGCUCAUCGGUUGUACGCUUCGGUGUCGCCCUCGCCAUCAUCCUCUUCCUGUGGCUCGUCUGGGGCGGGAACCGUUCGACAGUGGCGAGCGGAGCCCAGUGAGAGCAGCAAAAAUGGGAGCGGUGAGGAGCACUCAGCCGGGUUUGAAAGUACAAAUAAACUCGUGGGCGUAAAAUCUGAGGGCAGCCCGGACUCUCAAGGUAUGGGACAACUUUCUGUCUUCCCUGCUUACGUCCCCCGGUCGCUGAAACCAACAGUACCUCCGCUGACUCCAGAACAGUACGAAAUGUACAUGUAUCGGGAGGUGGACACUCUGGAAUUGACCAGACAAGUUAAAGAGAAGCUGGCCAAAAAUGGGAUCUGCCAGAGGAUCUUUGGUGAAAAGGUGCUGGGCCUGUCCCAGGGCAGUGUGAGUGAUAUGCUGUCUAGGCCCAAGCCGUGGAGUAAGCUGACACAGAAAGGCCGCGAGCCUUUCAUCCGCAUGCAGCUGUGGCUUAUCGAUAAAUUAGGCCAGAACGCGACGCACUCCGUACAACCUGUACAAGCAAAUAACGCCAUUCAGGCCAGAUAUUCACCAUCGCCUCCGUCUAGUCCUGCUGUCUGUGAGAAGGGCCAACAGGAACCAGUCACUACUGCUCUGGAAAGCACAAAAGAGAACCAGCAACCCGAGAGCCAAUCAUCUUCCCACUCACUGUGCAGUAAGGGUCUGUCCAAUGGCCAAUCACCUACAGGCAUUCAAGAAAUGGUGGCCAUGUCUUCUGAGCUGGACACUUACGCCAUCACCAAAAAGGUUAAAGAAGUGCUAACGGACAACAAUUUAGGUCAAAGGUUAUUUGGAGAGAGCAUUUUAGGACUGACGCAAGGCUCUGUCUCGGACUUGCUCUCGCGACCCAAGCCCUGGCACAAGCUGAGCUUGAAGGGGAGGGAGCCGUUCGUUCGCAUGCAGCUCUGGCUGAAUGAUCCCUUCAAUGUGGAGAAGUUGCGGGACAUGAAGAAAAUGGAGAAGAAAGCGUAUCUGAAGCGUAGAUAUGGAUUAAUAAACACGGGAUCUGACAGUGAUUCUCCCAGCACCCGAUCAGAAUCGGCUAGCCCAAGCAUUCCACACCAAGUAUUCCAUCAUUACCAGGUGAAGAAGCCCAGGGUGGUGCUUGCUCCUGAGGAAAAGGAAGCCCUGAAGAAAGCCUAUCAGUUGGAGCCAUACCCCUCCCAACAGACCAUUGAGAGCCUUGCAGCUCAGCUCAACCGUAAGACAAGCACGGUCAUCAAUUGGUUCCACAAUUACAGAAUUAAUCAACUCAGCCACUCCUUGUGCCGCCAGGACCAGUGAUGCAAGUUAAAAUGAUGGCCAGAGCAAGAAUACUCAAGUUCCAGGAGACCCUCCAUGUUACGGGGGAGGACUACAGUCCCAGAUACUCGUCCGUAUUGCGAUUUUCCGCACUGCAAAACAACAUCAACCGCUCACGCACCGAGAAAUGAAAGCUGAAAAAUAAAAUAAAAAUUUACACACAGAUUCUGUGAGAGCGAUAUCUUUUUUUUAAAAAAACUCUGACAGUUUUGCUUGUGAUUCGUGAAUUCUGUAAGGGCGAAUUUCCGUUACCCAAACUUCUUUAGAGCAGUGGUUGCUUGUGUAGCCUGUGGGCUGAAUGCAGCCCUUGAUGAACCACAAUAAUGCGACUCAUGAAACACAGUAACACAGGACUUGCUUCCGUACUUUACACCUGCUGGUUUGUCCUGGCUAAGUGCUGCACAACUUGCUUCUGGGAAGGAACAAUGUUAGCAAGUCCAAAGGAGUUUGAGAUGGUUAACACUGCUGCUUUGGAAGGCAUAAUAGGAAAUAAAUAAUUUCUGUGAAUUGACAAACACAGUUACGUAUAGAGGGUGCUGCAGAUUUAAAUUUAUGGAUCAUCAUAGAAAAAAUUUGGUGAUUUCCUGGUCUGGACAUUACAGUUGUGUGUUAAACAGGGAAUUUGCCAGUUGUAUAAGCUCAGUUUUUUUGUGUAACAAAAUCCAGCAGUAAUGUUAACUUAUCAGGCAGUCAGGCAAAUUAUGGUUUAAAAUGCUUGAAAUUUUAUAAAUCAGGAUGUACAUCACCUAACUCGAUUACAGAUCAUUCAAUUAUAUUGGAAUUGAUUUAAUUUAUUUCCUAUUGUUUUUAAUAAAGCCUCAUAGAUGCAUUUUACCUCUCAAGUCUUGAGCCAGUUCAGCAGCCGAAAUGAGUUAAUCCUUUGAACCUGUUCCAAAUUGAAUCCAUCUGGUUUUGGGGGUGUGUUUCAAUGGAUUGCAGGGCUGUCGCUGCUGUAUUGAGUGUGUUCAUAUUUUUAAACUUGCUUUCCCUGUCUCAAGCUGCUGAUUCUUUUCCUGUUUGUCUCUACCACUUUAUUUACAGUCUUGCCCUUGGCAAUCGUAUCACGUCAAGUCCUCCCUAAACUUGCUUCUGGAAGGCAGCUGGUAAAGGUGAGAGACUUUUCGGGUGGACACCAUCCAUUCCAUUGCCAAAAUUGGUGGCCAAACAUUUUGAUUAUGAUUUCCAUUCUGGUUCUGAAAUGUUGGCUUUCUUGUACCACAGUGAGGCCAUCCACUGGGUGGAGGAGAAACACCUUAUAUUCCGUCUGGGUAGCCUCCAAUCUGAUGGCAUGAAUAUCGAUUUCUUCUUCUGGUAAUUGUUUUCCUUCCCCCUCCCCUCUUCUUCUAUUGCCCACUCUGGCCUCUUGCCUCCUCUCAACUGCCUAUCACACCCCACUGGGACUCCACCUUUCUUUUCUCCUAUGGUCCACUCUCCUUUCCUAUCAGAACCCUUCCUCUCCAGCCCUGUACCUUUCCUACUCACCUGGCUUCACUUAUCACCUUCUAGCUCUCCUCCUUUCCCUCCCACUUUUUAUUCUGGUGUCCCGUCUCCCCACCCCCCCACUUUCCUUUCCAGUCCUGAAGAAGGGUCUCGGCCCAAAAUGUUGGCUGUUUAUUAAUUUCCAUAGAUGCUGCCUGAUCUGCUGAGUUCCUCCAACAUUUUGUGUGUGUUGCUUUGGAUUUCCAGCCACUGCAGAAUUUCUCGCAUUUAAGAUGCACUUUGUCAAUCCUGGCUGUGUUUAACCAUUGUUGGGUUAAAAGGCAUGGUUUGAAUUUGCAGAAUCAAUCCAUUUUGCUCUCCAAUUUAUUUUUACUGCUGCUGCUUACUGGCACUUUCUUUGAUUUAUAACGCUGGGUGAAGAGUUAAGUCCUAUGCCGUAAGAUCUUGUCUUUUGUUGUCAUGGUUGCUUGCGUUUUGAGUCUUUCUGUCUUAGAAGAUUUUCCAGAUAAUUAUUCGCUCUUGCUUGAAUCCUCCCAAUCCCCUUUACGUUUAUGUCGCCGAUUCAGCCAUUCUACCGUUUACAUCAUUAUUGAACCAGGUCAAUGACCUGUGCUGAAUCUUAAGAAAUCUGGGACCUCUAACUGCCUGUCAUAAGGCUCCGCUUAUCCCUUCAUUUUGAUGGACUUCUUGAUUCAGCAGACGCUGUCACAUGGGAGGCUUGCUUUAGACUCCAUGAAUGUGGGAUUAUACACUUCUUUAUAUAUGGCCACCAUACUGACUGCGUUACUGGACUAAUGAUCUUGAUGCCGGUUAUAAAACCCCAAGAUAGAUAUUCAAACCCCAACCAAGUAGCUGGGGAAUUUAGCCUGUUAGCUAAAAAUUAUUAUUUUAAAGUAAAUGCUACAGAACUAUAACAUGGCCAUAAAAUCCACUUCUUUCACCUGGUGUCCAAUGGCGAAAGGACUCUUGUCCUCUUUUGUGACCACGUACCAUCAGAGUUGACCGUUAGCUGCAUCCUAAAAGCUACCAGGUUCAAGGUGGAAUUGGGGAUGGACAGUGAUACCAUGUUAAUCUGUAAAAUGCUUUACUGAACAAUUGUGUCUGAAAUUGCGAUAACCAGGAGUUUCCUUGAUGGUAUCCAUGCGAAGGUCCCGAGCCACACUGAAAAUGAUUGAUGGUUGAUCUGAAGUGGGGAGAUUUUUUGACGCCUGUUUAAAUGUCAAGGUCCUAAAUAGCUGGGAGCUGCACAGUUCAUGUCAAGUGCAUUAUUCCAAACUAGAGAUAAUGGGAGUUGCAAACAUCAAAACACCUAUUCGAGAGACAAUCUAUUAAGUAUCUGUUCACUGUCAUUAUUUAUAGCACUCAUUUAACAUAAAAACUUACAGCAUUAGAAAUUUGCUGCAAUAUUCACUGUUGAAAAAAUGCUUGUAGUUAUUCUAUUACUUUUUUAAAAAUCUUUUUCAAGCAGGCGUUUUGCCCUCCACAAAUACACGUAAACUUGAUAACAAAUUAUACACUGGGGUUUACAAGUGUUGUGAAAAUCAAAAGUUUGAAUGAUCAAAUGUAGGAACCAAUGAAUUUAGUCGCCGGGAUUCUUUGAAAGAAAUGCAGAAGGAAGAUAUUUCCUAGCUGAGGGCAGUAGACAAUUUUAAAACAAAUAUUUCACAGAAGGAUGUAGCAGGAGAGAAAUAUUCUCAGGCAAGCAGGGUCCAAUUUGCUGAAUCUUUCCAUGGGGGUCCAUAUAGAUUUUGUAAAAUAGGACUUGAACCUUUCCCUUGUAAAGUAGAAAAUUCAAUAA
Messenger RNA from Hypanus sabinus (Atlantic stingray), 8356 nucleotides. RefSeq names its product cut-like homeobox 2b (gene cux2b). The record is from RefSeq and is a predicted model, not a curated record. Bases 1357 to 5100 code for a protein of 1247 amino acids. NCBI's taxonomy places the organism in Eukaryota, Metazoa, Chordata, Chondrichthyes, Myliobatiformes, Dasyatidae. The transcript is spliced from 22 exons. Gene Ontology annotation, molecular function: DNA binding.